Molecule: messenger RNA, 6118 nt
Organism: Callithrix jacchus (white-tufted-ear marmoset)
Lineage: Eukaryota; Metazoa; Chordata; Mammalia; Primates; Cebidae
Source: RefSeq, a predicted model, not a curated record
CAGAGCCAUGACCUUGGAAAAUGGAUCUAGUGGUCAGAGUCCUUGAGCAGCCUUCGACUAAUCUCUCAUUUUUUUGAUUUACCUCAUACUCAUACUUGUGCUCUCCAGAUUCCAACAUUUUGUUGCUGUUACCUCUUUGUCCUUGUGUGUUUAGGUUGUUACUGGAUUUUAACAGGAGAGUAGUCAAAAUUAGAUGCUUGAAUUCAAACCGCGACCUCAGCUCAGACCUGAUUAUCUGUAAGGAAAAAUUUUUGGUAUUCCAGCUUUCUUUUGAUUAGCAAAAUAAAAACGAAAAGUCUUUUGGUUACUCUUAAAGUCUUUUGGUUACUCCAACCAUGUUACUCAGUAGGCCAUUCCAAAGACACCCAUUUCUCUAUUUUGGGGAUCCCCUUGUACCUUCAGACUCCAUAAGGAGUAUCCGACCAGCCAUGACAAAACUAGAUGCAGACUGUUGGGAGGACUAUAAACAGUAGGGGUGAUACCCAUUUGAGUCCACGAACGGCUCUCUCGGCGCUGCAGGAACUGGCUGUCCCCGGAUACCCUCCAGCAGCCACUUAACUUCACCCACCCGCAGCGACCCAGACGCUCGAAGCCCAACCUUUGCCCGCCCUGGAGCCCCUCCCCACCCCGGAGCCCCGCCCCUUCCUUCCCCUCUUCACCCCUCCCUUCCCCGACGCGCAGCAGGCCCCGCCCACCCAGGCGCUAGGAUCACGCUGUGUGGCCUUUUCCACCCGCUGCCAUGUCCAGGCCGCAGCUCCGACGCUGGCGCCUCUUAGCUAGCCAGCCCCGCGGCGUUCUGGGUCCAGUGCUGCCGGUGCUGCUGGCGCUGCCGCUCGCGGCCGGGACCCACUGUCCAUGCCCGGAGCCAGAGCUCUGCCGUCCGAUCCGCCACCGUCCAGACUUCGAGGUCUUUGUGUUUGAUGUUGGACAGAAAACUUGGAAAUCUUAUGAUUGGUCACAGAUUACAACUGUGGCAGCAUUUGGAAAAUACGACUCAGAACUUAUGUGCUACGCUCAUUCGAAAGGAGCCAGAGUGGUACUUAAAGGAGAUGUAUCCUUAAAGGAUAUAAUUGAUCCUGGUUUCAGAGCAUCCUGGAUAGCUCAAAAACUUAAUUUGGCCAAAAUACAACAUAUGGAUGGAAUUAAUCUAGAUAUAGAGCAAGAAGUUAAUUGUUCAUCACCUGAAUAUGAUGCAUUAACUGCUUUAGUCAAAGAAACUACAGACUCUUUCCAUCGUGAAAUUGAGGGAUCACAGGUAACUUUUGAUGUUGCUUGGUCUCCAAAGAACAUAGACAGAAGAUGCUAUAAUUAUACUGGAAUUGCAGAUGCUUGUGACUUCCUCUUCGUGAUGUCUUAUGAUGAACAAAGUCAGAUCUGGUCAGAAUGUAUUGCAGCAGCCAAUGCUCCCUAUAAUCAGACAUUGACUGGCUAUAAUGACUACAUCAAGAUGGGCAUUAAUCCUAAGAAACUUGUAAUGGGUGUUCCCUGGUAUGGUUACGAUUAUACUUGCCUGAAUCUGUCUGAGGAUCAUGUUUGUACCAUUGCAAAAGUCCCUUUCCGGGGAGCUCCUUGUAGUGAUGCUGCAGGACGGCAGGUGCCCUACAAAAUGAUCAUGAAGCAAAUAAAUAGUUCUAUUUCUGGAAACCAAUGGGAUCAAAAUCAGCAGGCUCCUUAUUAUAACUAUAAAGAUCCUGCUGGCCACUUUCAUCAAGUGUGGUAUGAUAACCCUCAGAGCAUUUCUUUAAAGGCAACAUAUAUACAAAAUUAUGGCUUACGGGGCAUUGGCAUGUGGAAUGCAAAUUGUCUUGACUACUCUGGAGAUGCUGUAGCCAAACAGCAAGCUGAAGAAAUGUGGGAAGUCUUAAAGCCAAAGCUGUUUCAGAGAUGAACAUCUUUUGUCAAACUAUUAAGAUUUUAAAAAAUGAUCAGUAUAAAAAGAUCCAGUUUCUUGCAUUUUUUGUUAUGUUGCUAUAUACUUUAGUUAUUGGCAUACUAAGAAAAGAAUAAAUGUUUUGACUGUUUGAAUUUGAAAAUACAUAUUAAUGUCUUCAGUAUCCAGGAACAUAAAAGCAAGAAACAAGUCAGCUUACCUAUUAAAUAUUCCUUAGAUGUUUCAAACUAUAAUUAGGAAAAAUUGCUCUCACAAUUUUAUUAUGCUGUAUUUCCCUUCAUUAUAGUAAAAUAUAUGCUUACAAAUCAAUGCCGAUUUUUAAAAUAUGUAUAAUUUGAAGUGGAAAUUGUUUUCUUAGAGUUUUUAAAAACCAUCUUUGAAAAGCAUUUUGUGCUAUACUUUUCCCCCAAACCUCCAAUAAACCUUAAAUUUAAAACCUACAAUUUAGUGUCUCCUCUUUAGGUUCAUCAAACUGAUGAAAAUAAUUUUUCUGCUUCCUGACUCCAUAUAGUAUUAUGUUGUGUGAAGUACUUGAACUAAACCUCUGGACAAUGAGAAUUUAAAAAGAAUCCAGAAGAUUAAUGUAUUCACAAAAUACAAGAAUGUAACAGUAAUAUUUUGAAUGAAUAAGUUAGAACUACCUAAUAUUUUCCAACUACAUUAUUUUUGUGAGGUUCAUCUGUAAAAUUUUUAAUAAUAACUUGGAGUUGAACUUGAUUCUAUUCACUCUCACCUAUACUUCUAAUAUUCAUAUUCCUUCAUUUAUGGACAUAUAUAUUCUUGGCUAAUUUACAUGGUUAAAUUUUUCUUUUUCUACAUCUGUAAUGUGUCCUUUUUUUUGUAGAGUCAGGGUCCAGCUAUGCUGCCCAGAUGGGUCUCCAACUCCUGGGCUCAAGCACUCUUCCUGCCUUGGCUUCCCAAAGUGCUGGGAUUAUAGGCAAGAGUGGUACUGUACUUUUAAUGAUCUAAGGACACUAGUUAGCUUCUUAACUAGUUCUUUCUAAAAGAUCAAUUUUAUACAAAUAACUUUUCUAAAUGUAAUAAAGUCUCUGUUUUCUUUCUCAAGGGAAUUAAGAACAACACUUUUGCUAAUUACAGACUAAAGAUCUGUAUCUUUGAACUCUAGAUUUACAUAAAUCCUGGCUUCCCUGCACAUGUUCCCCCUAUAAAUUGGAAUAAAUGUUGAUUGAACCAGCUGUUAUGAAAAUAUUACAUUUUCUAUUUACACAAUUGUUUAUGAGAGUAAAAUCAACCAUUUUCAUAGUAUAUGUUAGAUCACUGUUGUCUUCAUAUAUCUAAAAUAAAUGAAUUAAAAAAUUUAAACUAUUAGAUGCUAAUCUCUGUCAUAGCUCAGAAUGCAAGUUCAAUACCCCCUAUUCUUAAUAUUUCCAGAUUUCUUUUAAUUAAGAUAUAAUGACCAAAUUAAAUUAAGUCUUUAUUUUCAUGCAAAUAUAUUGGUAUUAAUACACAUUUAUUCUUUGCAAAAAAUUUUGUGGUCAUAUUAGCUCUUAAAUUUUAAGAUUUAAAAUGAAAAUUAUAAAAUAUAGUACUGUAAAAUAAUAUGUAAAAGACUUGGAAUGUCUAACUAACCAGUCAUCAUUUUGCUUUAUAUUGCAUCUAAUAUUUCCUGAAACAUUUUAUGAUACCUACAUGCAAAAUGCAGAAAAAGAAUUCUUAUGCUUUAUAUAAAACAUUGCCAAGGAGAAUAAUGGUUAAACAAAUCUGUUCAAAUUAAUAUUUAAAUUUUUGAUAAAUAAAAGUUUUAAAUUAACAUACCUUAUUGAGACUGUAGAGAUGUAUUAAUUUUUUUCUGUGCCAGUUCAGUUUUCAAUGUUCGUAAAUCUGAAACUGCUUGUUUUCUCCUCUAUAAAAAGAAUUACUUUUCAAAAAGUGAACUUCAUCAUACCCUUCUAAAAGUACAUCAUAAUUGACAUGUAAAUAGGGUUUCUGUAACUGCUUUGUCUUCUCUCAUUUGCCUUCAAUGCUUUCAUUCCCAGUGGAUUACUACAGUAUAUGUGUAGAUUAUGAAUGCUGUUUAAUAAACAUGAUUAUCUACUGGCUAGAUAUGCUAUAAAAUAACCUUGUUUAUGAGUAUAUAGGGACAAUACAAUUGAACUGUUCUAAAAACUAGAGUGAGAAAGAAAUUUAUGUUUUGCUUAAGCUUCAAAACCUGUUGUUGUCAAUGUGUAAAGAAAAUAGUAAAAACAACAAAAUAUUAAAAAAUACCAUAAUUUCUAGCCCUUAGGAACUAAAUAUUUAGGAAAUACAGUAUUUAUUCUGUGGCAAGAUCUGUUCUAAGUGUAUUAACCUCGGUUUUUUUCAAAAAUUUUGCAGAGUCAGAUACUUAUUAGUAUUUAUCCCCAUUUUACAGUUGAAAUGGAGACAUUUAGAGGCUAAGUAACUUGCUCAGGAUAUAAAACUAGUAAAUGAAGUGGGUACAGCCAGGAUUCAAAUUCAAACCACCUGGUACCAGAGCCUGUACUAUUCCAAGUGUUGUCUGUGAACCAGCAGUAUUAGCAUCAGUUGGGAGCUUGUUGGGUAUGAAGAAUCUCAGGCUGCACUCAGACCUACUGAGUCAGAACUUGCAUGAUGAUAUCACAUUAAACUUUGAGGAGCACUACUUAUGCUGUACUAUCUUGAAUAAAUAUGGUUGAAAGAGAUUUAGGCUAGGUUUUUUUGUCCCUUAGUUGUGAAUCUUGUAGGCAGUGCUGUUUUGGGGAGAUCAUUCAGAAGUCAAUAAAACUUCUUAUAUAAUGUCUGUUAUGUGUCGACCAGGCACUAUGGUUAAAUAUAGGAUGUUUUCCCCCAGCCUAUAGGCUGAAAACUUUGUUCUCUUUUUUUCUCCUAUUUCACUUGUCUUUACUGUUUUUGUACUAACAAUUCUAAUUUGGGUUCAAAUCAUGAGCGAAAUUUAUAAUGCUAAAAUUUAUACAAAGAUUAUAGGAUCCAAUGCACAUGCUUUCCAGAAGAAAACAGCAUAAGGGGAGUCAUAAUCCAAGCCUCUGGGGGCAUUUUUAUUACACCUUGCUACCUACCCAAUUAUUAAGUGUAGAAAUUUACAUAUUGGCUCUAUCUCCAUAUACUGAAUAACACAGUUUUCCUUCAUUGAACAAAUUAUUUUUUAAGUGCAUAUUUAACUGAUAUUUUGUUAAAAAUCAUUCUCUGUUCUUUUCCUUUUCAAGUUUUAAGCUUCUCAGUGCUGACCCAGGGCUUAUAUAGCCUCGAGAAUGCUGCUUGUAAAAAUAAUCUAGAACUGCACUGUCCAGUGUAGUAGAAGAAGCCAAUUGCCAUAUCUAACUAAACUUAAAUUAACUAAAAUUAAAUAAAAUUUAAAAUUCAGUUCCUCAGUCACACAAACUACAUUUCAAGUGCUCAGUUAUCAGUAAGUGACUAGUGGUUAUCAAUCUGACAGUACAGGCAUAGAACACUUUAUCAUCACAUGAAGUUCUAUUGGACAGUGCUAAUUCUAUUUUUUAUUUUUAAAUUUUAUUUAUUUUUAUUCUUAUCUGAAACCCAGGACAGUUCUAAUUUUCUUUUUAAAAAAUUUUAAAAAGAGCUAAUUCUAGAAGAGAGCCACUAUUCUGUAUCAUAAAGCUAUUUCUGAUAAAGAAAUGAGCUCAUUCCUAUGAUUAUUGUUUUUAUUUUCCUGGCUUGUAUGGAUACUUGUGUGAAAAUGUAUAAUCUUCUUCUGUUUUCUGUUCAACAAAAAAGCUUUUUAAGACAUCCGUACUUCAGACAUAAUUCCUAUGAUGUAGUUAGUUGUACACAAUUCUCACGAAAUAAAGUAUGCCCAGAAGUCUCUACUAAGCAUCUGGUGUACAAAAGGUCCCAUGAAAGAAACAAAGUUUAGGAAGGCAUAGUCUCUGCCUGGAAGGAAACUUAACAUCUAGUAGGAGACACAUUAUUGAUAUUUAAAUAAUAUGAAUUUAGAAAAAUCAUUAGGAAAAAUGUAAUCUGAUUAGGAAAAAUGUAAUUACCUUAACUUCUAUUAUGAGUUUCAUUUUGUCGGUAUCCAGUUUUCUCUUAAGCUGGUCAAUUGCAUGCUGUACCUCAGUGAUCUGGAUUAUAAGGUAAUUCUGUGUGGAUAGACAUUUAUUUAGUAUAACAUAUAAACAUUUUUUUUGUAACUGCCUUGUGAACAUAAACUAUGAAAUGAUAAAUAUCAAAAGAGCAAAUCAUGAAAAUAACCUAUUCCUUAAAAUAAACUAAAUUGCUUUGGAAAAAUUA